This is a messenger RNA of Priapulus caudatus, 3392 nucleotides long. Its product is annotated as zinc finger protein 335-like. The record is from RefSeq and is a predicted model, not a curated record. Gene Ontology annotation, cellular component: nucleus. Gene Ontology annotation, molecular function: RNA polymerase II cis-regulatory region sequence-specific DNA binding; DNA-binding transcription factor activity, RNA polymerase II-specific. The transcript is spliced from 5 exons. Bases 491 to 3283 code for a protein of 930 amino acids. NCBI's taxonomy places the organism in Eukaryota, Metazoa, Priapulida, Priapulimorpha, Priapulimorphida, Priapulidae. Gene Ontology annotation, biological process: regulation of transcription by RNA polymerase II.
AUCUGAUCAUUUGCAUGUUAUGAACUAUGUUUGGGCCUUAUUACAUGCACUGAUGCUGUAAGAACAUAGUUUUAAUUCAGCGAUUCACAGUACAUGUACAUUUAGAGUUUGUAGCAUUGCUGAAGAUUGUCAGAUGCAGACUGAGAGGUUCUCAUUGUCUACAACACAGUAUUUAUUCACCCUUGUCCAUACAUGCUUAUAGCAUUUAUCAGAUUGUUUCUCCAUGAAAACGACUGUCCUCGUUACAUGUAUUUGUAUUUUAAUUACAUGCAAUAAAGAUUUAAUAAUAAUAAUAAUAAUUGUGCUUCCAGGCAGUGAAUAAUGGAGGCUGCUACCAUUAUCAGCACCGACAGUGAUGUGGCUGCAGCAGUAGACACCAGUAAUGGUGACAAGGUUUACAUCCUAGUACCCUGCUGAGGAGCGGAAGGUUUCGAGGGCAGAAUUCCUGGUAGCUGAGUUGGGUGCAGCAGCUGCGGACGGAGGCGAAGUGAUGCGAGAAUUCCAUCUAAACCCAGGAGAGCCGCCCGUGAAUGGCGCCGCAUGGCAGCCAGAAGAGCAGACAGACAGGGACAGACCAGUUAGGAGGCGACAACCACCAGGGAACAUUCUAGUGGAAGCUGCACUGACAAUGCAUGGGAGACCAGACGUGAAACGAGCAGCGUUGGGCAACGUUGCGGCAGAUGAGGCCACUGCUGCGGAGAUGUUGCAGCUGCUCCACGAACGCACACAAGGGGCGCCGGCGAUGCCGCAUUACGGCGGGAAGGGAAGCGGUGAUGUGGGAAGCCGAGGAGGAGGUCUGCCAGUGAGAAGGAGAGCCGUACCGGCUAAGUUCAGGGAUUACGUCAGUAAAAAUCUCAACAAGGGCACAACUAGACAGAACGGAGAUUAUGCUACGUUCGAAGGAGACUUGAAUGGAGCUGAAAACAACCUAUCAUUUGUUAAUAGAGUGCAAGACGUUGCAAACAAUAUGGAGGCGUCGUCGGCAGACAAUCCAUACUCCUCGGAGCACGCCGACGUUGGCAUGGCAACGGCGCCGAAACGCGGCACGAAGAACCUCUACCUCGAGGUGAUCCUCCCUUCAAAAGAGGAAGCCGGGAGAAGGUUGCGCGCGGGCGGCGAGGAGACGGCCCCGCCCGCCGUGCCGCAGAAGAGGCGACCGGGCCGGCCGCGCAAAUACCUGUUUGACGACAAUGGUCAGCUAAUCGGCGUAUUGGAGCGGACCAACGGUCAAGCGACUUCGGCCGCGACGUCCGCUGCUUACCGCAUGUUUGCAGACGGCGAGGAGGACAGCGCCGUGGAGCAGCGUGCCACCAGGGGGCGCCGGCGCGGGCGGAAGAAGGGGGCGCCGUGCGUGCACGCGUGCGAGGUGUGCGGCAAGACGUUUUCGCAGAAAGGGAACCUACGCACGCAUGCGCUGGUGCACUCGACGCAGCGCCCGCACCCGUGUCCGCACUGCGCGAAGGCGUUCAAAUCGGACGAGGCGUUGCGGCGCCACCUGCUGACGCACUCCGAGGUGAAGCCGUUCGCUUGUUCCGUGUGCGACGCGGGGUUCUGCAGCGCGGCGUCGCUCGAGGAGCACGAGGCGCGGCACACGAACACGCGGCGGCACCGCUGCGACGUGUGCGCGCGACGCUUCCGUCAGGCAAGCUGCCUGCGGCGUCACGCGGCGACGCACGGUGGCGCCCCCGCGUACGCGUGCGAUACGUGCGGCCGCCGCUUCACGCAGCUCGACUACCUGCGCUCGCACACGCGCACGCACACCGGCGAGCGUCCGUUCGCGUGCGACGUCUGCCGCAAAGCGUUCGCGCACCGCUCCGACGUGAAGCGACACCGGCUCACGCACUUCGGCCACAAGCCGUACGUGUGCGCAACGUGCGGGGCCGCUUUCAAGGACCCGUCCAGCUGCCGGCGACACGAGCGCGAACACAGCAACGCGAAACCCUACGUGUGUCAGCUGUGCGCCGACUCGUUCAAGCGCGCCGGCCAGCUGAAGGCCCACCUCUUCAAGAAGCACUUCCAGUCGGACGCGGUGACCGUCGUCAAGUCGCGGGACAACACACUACAGUUCAUUUACAAAGACGGUGCGGCGGCAGCGGCGGCGGCGGGCGGUGCGCUCACAGACAAUGGCAACGACCCUGAGGUGCGCUCGCAUCACGAGUAUCCGGAAACGCAGCGUCAUCACACGCUGGCGCCGGAAUCGAAGGUGGAGUCAGAGGAGAGCGAGGAGCAGAUCAUCUGCAUCGUGCAAGACGGCUCCGAUUCCGAUCCGCAGAUUCUCCUGCAGCAGCAGGGGGAGGAGGAGGAGGACGGGGACGUUGCCGUGGCGACGGAUGCGCAGACUCCCGGCGAGCAGGAUGGGGUGACGCGCUACGUCAUUCACGUGCCGGCGGACGCCGCCCCGCCGCAGACGAACAAUGAUGCGGGAAUAACGCAGAGAAAUGCGUGUCAGCGCGUGACCACGCUCCCCAGAGUCGGCCGGCAACCUAGCACGGCUGCCAACACAAGAACAACUGCAGAAAGCAACCACCAGGUGGCGCUCCAGCCGGGCGUGCGAACAUGUGACGGAGAUUUGUGUGAGGCGGAGACGAGCGUUGUCACUCUGUCGCCUCUUGAGAAUGUCACAACUGCUGUACAGGCAAGUCCAAACAAGGUCACGACCCCUGUGCCAUGUCCAACCGAGGUCACAGCCCUUACGUCAUAUGCAAACGAGGUCACAGGGACCUCUACACCAUAUCAGUAUGAGGUCGCGAGCCCUACACCGUGUCCAAACAAAAUCGCUACCCCUGUCGAUCCGCCGCCAUGUUUGAACGAGGUCGCGACCCCAACCGCGCAGCCACCAUGUUCGAUCGAGGUCACGACCCCGACCGCGCAGCCGCCAUGUUUGAUUGAGGUCGCGACCCGGACCGCGCAGCCGCCAUGUUUGAUCGAGGUCACGACACCGACCGCGCAGCCGCCAUGUUUGAACGAGGUCGCGACUCUUCCGCACGCGUCUGACGAGGACUUUGUGAACAACCCCGACUUUGCGAGUCAGGAGUACUACGAUUGGCUGUCGCGCUUCACGGACGCAUGCAAGAUGGCGGCCGUGCCGCUGGAGGCGGCAGUGUUCGCCAGUAUCAACCAGGUUCACAAGUCGCUGUCGGACGAGUUGGCGAUGCCGUGCGGCGUUGUCGCGAUUCGAGAGAACUUCCGCAUCCUGAUGGGCAUCACGAAGGACCUUCACGCGAUCGCCAACGCGCACCUCGACUACGUGAUGAACAGCCUCGACGACACGCUGUUCAGCUGAUGAACAACGCGCCGGUUGUUGUUCGGAACCUACGCGCACCUCGAUUACGCGCAACUGCUGUUCAGCUGAGGAACAAUGCAGUGGUUAUUGUUUGGAACAGACGCUCACC